UGAGGCAGCAUGCGCCUUCCGGAAGCGGAUGCAAGGCAACUUCCACCCAAAACCUCAAGUUUUAAUUUCAGCACCUCUCGAGAAUGAGGAGGGUAUUUCCUGGUCAUUUCAUGUUCUCCACCCUUGCAUUCCUCGAAGACAGCACACAUUCUUUCGCAACAAAGCGCCACUCAUUCUCUUCAUCGUGUCUUGCAGCAUCACCGACUGGUGCCAUGCGCCCGCCUCGCGCAUUCUGACAUCGACAUGUUCAAUCCCAAGAGCGGUGGCAAGAAGCCAGUCAUCCGAAAGGAGACGGUCGUUGUCCCUGUCAAGAAGCAGCUCUCCAACGGCACCCACAGACCCCCACCCACCACCGCCGCGACGCCGGCAAAUCGUUUCAAGCUGUCGCAGAAGCCGUACAAAAGCAACGGCACGACAAAGUCUCCCACCUUGCGUGCACCCGUGCAGAAGGCAAUAGUCAAGGUGCAAGGGGUGAAGAGAAAGAGCAAUACCCCCGAUCGCGCUCUUUUCAGCAGCGAAGAUGAGGACGAUGACGAGGAUUCAAGCAAAGAUGGUUUGGACGGUCCGCAGAAGCGCAUCAAGACCAACGACGCCUUGACGCGAGGCACGGGGCCGGCGCGACAGCUGGUGGACGAGACUGCGUUUGGCGAGGAGAAUGCGCUUGACAUCAUCCAUGGCGCAGACUGCACUUCGGGGGAAUACGCCAGCAAAUACAGACCUCCUUGGGGUCAUGAUUUUUUCGAGACGCUGGAGCUACAGUAUCCCAGCAAUUCUGCGCGCGAGCGCUUCGAGCUCAAGUGGCCGAGGAAUGCGAAGGAGGACUAUAAGCCGAUGGAGGACAUCUCCGAGACCAUCCACAAGGUCGUCGAGUUCUAUUGCCCCGACGCGGCAGCAGAGGAGCUUGUGACGGACGGUGUGGAACUGGAGCGGCAGUUCAAGCGCGCUUGGAAUCAUGCAAGCAUUCCAGAGUUCAAAAGCAUCGUGGAAAAAUUCAACGCUCUCCUGUCUUCUCUCGUACAAGAUGGCACGAUUCAACGGCAGUUGGCAACCCGACGGCGACUCCCACUAUUGCUGGUGCAGAGGAUACUGGAUCAAAUUUAUGCCCGAGCGGUCUCGCCCAAAGUGGAGAGCUUACGUGCGUACGAGAACGGCACCGAUUACGUGUAUGGCGAGCUCUUCUAUGGGUUCUGCAGCUCCAUCUUUCAUCAGGUCGGGCUUCGUGAAGACCAGGUCUUUGUUGAUCUCGGCUCUGGGGUGGGCAACGUUGUGCUGCAGGCUGCGUUGGAGGUUGGCUGUGAAAGCUGGGGCAUCGAGUAUAUGAAGAAUCCGUGCCGACUGGCCGAACUCCAGGCCAAAGAGUUCCCCGCUCGCGCACGUCUCUUUGGCCUCAAGGUUGGCAAGGUCCACCUUCUGCAGGGGGAUUUCACUCGAAAUCAAGAGAUUGGUGACGUCUUGAAAAAAGCCGAUCUGGUCCUUGUGAACAACCAGGCCUUCACGCCAGCGCUCAACGACAAGCUACGCGACCUGUUUCUGGACCUCAAAACGGGCUGCAAAAUCGUCAGCCUCAAACCUUUCGUACCGGAAGGACACAAGAUUUCCAUGCGCAACAUUGGCUCGGUGGCGAACUUGUUUGUGCAGGAGAAGUUUGACUAUUUCUCCAACAGCGUGAGCUGGACCAACCAUGGGGGAAACUAUUACAUCGCCACGAAGGAUCCGCGGCAGUUGGAGAAGUUCUACCGCGACAGCGGAUCUCACUAGGGCCGAGUGAUGCAUGGAGAAAUGGGCUCCGACUAAUGUGGCAUGCUAGCAUUGUACCAACAAAGAAACCGACGUAAUGACGUGAGAUAGAUACAAGGACGAGCUGGCUCUCGUUCAGUAAUAGAGUAGAUUCAAGCCUCGCAUCGCAAGGCUCAAGUCAUGUCCACUCCCCAUACCAACCCUUCCGAAUCAUUUUUGAACUCCUCGGCGGGUAAAGUGGGGGAGCACCACAUCACCGGAGUGAUGGGCGGGUUCACUCUUGCAACUCUGUCCACACUCGCUCAACUAUGGGGGAAGAUGGCGAGCUCUAGCAUAUUUCAUUGCGUCUUGUUGUCGUCCCCGCCUGUCCUCUGCUCUGCCGCCAGUGUUCGAAGCGGAAGACAUGCACCUUACCUCUGAAGUUUGGGAAUGACACGUUCCAGGUAUUUCGUGCUCCCGCCGUUCACGUACAGCUGGAACAGACAUGCGGUGGUCGAAAGGUUUGUGUUAAGAGAAGA
Molecule: messenger RNA, 2255 nt
Organism: Neohortaea acidophila
Lineage: Eukaryota; Fungi; Ascomycota; Dothideomycetes; Mycosphaerellales; Teratosphaeriaceae
Product: S-adenosyl-L-methionine-dependent methyltransferase
Exons: 1
Coding region: 244-1758 (504 amino acids)
Biological process (GO): DNA repair; subtelomeric heterochromatin formation; regulation of transcription regulatory region DNA binding
Cellular component (GO): nucleosome; nucleus
Molecular function (GO): histone binding; histone H3K79 methyltransferase activity
Source: RefSeq, a predicted model, not a curated record